AGUCCAUCAAAUGCUAUUCAAACUGGAUGCAACUUACUUUGCUCAAUUUCUUCUCUUUUUAUGAUUUUUGGAAUAGGCAUCCAGCGGCAAAAUCGAGACCUCGAGAAAAAGAACCAAUAAACAACCAAGGACAUCUACGGGCCUUACCCAAUUUUCAACAUUUUCUCCAACUUUACCCCCCAGUCCAACAUUAGCAUGAUGUCGUAUCUCAAGCAACCACCUUACACAGUCAACGGACUGAGCUUAACGACCUCUGGAAUGGACCUUCUGCAUCCAUCCGUGGGCUACCCAGCGACGCCCCGCAAGCAGAGACGAGAAAGGACGACUUUCACACGCGCACAACUUGACGUUUUAGAGGCACUGUUCGGCAAAACUCGAUAUCCUGAUAUAUUCAUGCGCGAGGAGGUAGCACUGAAAAUCAAUCUGCCAGAGUCUCGUGUACAGGUUUGGUUUAAGAACCGAAGGGCAAAGUGCCGCCAGCAACAACAGCAGCAGCAGAACGGGGGGCAGAACAAAGUGCGACCAGCCAAAAAGAAGAGUUCUCCAGCCAGAGAAGCGAGCUCUGAGAGCGGGGCGAGUGGCCAGUUCACACCGCCCUCAAGUACUACUUCAGUCCCUUCCAUAUCAACCAGCACCGCACCGGUAUCUAUUUGGAGUCCAGCUUCCAUCUCUCCACUGGCUGACCCUCUUUCUACAUCCUCCUCCUGCAUGCAAAGAUCCUACCCAAUGACCUACACACAGGCCUCGGGAUACAGCCAAGGCUAUGCCGGAUCAACGUCAUACUUCGGCGGAAUGGACUGCGGUUCUUACCUUACACCCAUGCACCACCAGUUGUCUGGCCCAGGGACGACAGUCAGUCCUAUGAGCACCAACGACGUCACAAGCCAUCUGAACCAGUCCCCUGCAUCCCUCUCCACUCAGGGCUACGGAGCCUCGGGGCUAGGCUUCAACUCCACGGCGGACUGCUUGGAUUAUAAGGACCAAGCAGCAUCCUGGAAACUGAACUUCAAUGCCGAUUGCUUGGAUUAUAAAGACCAGACUUCAUCGUGGAAAUUCCAAGUCCUGUGAAAAGAACAAUGAUGAUAAAAAGAUAAUGAUGAUAAAUCAAACAUCUAGCCCUGCCAUCCUUCAAUAAGAUAUAUCCGUAAAAGACUGAUUAUUCGUGUCGCCGGUAAGGAACUU
Oncorhynchus nerka (sockeye salmon) is the source of this 1182-nucleotide messenger RNA. Its product is annotated as homeobox protein OTX2. Gene Ontology annotation, biological process: multicellular organism development; regulation of transcription by RNA polymerase II. Gene Ontology annotation, cellular component: nucleus. NCBI's taxonomy places the organism in Eukaryota, Metazoa, Chordata, Actinopteri, Salmoniformes, Salmonidae. Bases 196 to 1068 code for a protein of 290 amino acids. Gene Ontology annotation, molecular function: RNA polymerase II cis-regulatory region sequence-specific DNA binding; DNA-binding transcription factor activity, RNA polymerase II-specific. The transcript has 3 exons. The record is from RefSeq and is a predicted model, not a curated record.